Messenger RNA from Penicillium subrubescens, 699 nucleotides. Its product is annotated as PEX11 domain protein. Gene Ontology annotation, cellular component: peroxisomal membrane. The record is from RefSeq and is a predicted model, not a curated record. NCBI's taxonomy places the organism in Eukaryota, Fungi, Ascomycota, Eurotiomycetes, Eurotiales, Aspergillaceae. Gene Ontology annotation, biological process: peroxisome fission; regulation of peroxisome size. The transcript is spliced from 3 exons. Bases 1 to 699 code for a protein of 232 amino acids.
AUGGUUGCACACUUGAACCGAUUCUUGCAUUCCGGCGCUGGACUGGAGAAGACAUUGCGUCUGAUUCAGUCCUUGGCUCAGAUCGCCGUGGUGUUUAGUGUGGGGAGCACUGCGGUGCGAUUCACAACUGCUAAAUUGCAAUUGGCGCUGACUCGGCGGUUCUUCCGUUUCUUCGGCUUCAUCGAGUCCUUCCAGCGGGUUUCUGGGUUGCUCAGUAAGGAUGGUAUGAGCUCGGUGCCUGGGUGGCUUGAUCUUGCCAAGUGGACCUGUUUUGGACUGUACUUUCUGCUUGAGGAUUUGACUAUUCUACAUGCCAUGGAUGUCUACCUCGUCCCCUGGGAACAGCGCGUCAUGAAGGAAGCAAACACCUUCUGGUUCUACGCUCUGUCCUUCUCUCUCGCUGGAUCUGUCUAUGCCCUGCUUUUCUCUUCGUCUGUAGAGUCGGCUUCCAAGGCAAAGGACCAGAAGACGAAGAAGAAUGGCACUAAGGCUGAAAAGGAGAAGGUUGAGACUGUUACCAAUGAGAAGGCUGAUGCCCCCAAGACGGCAGCUUUGGUGCGACAGAUUGUCGUGGAUGGCUGUGACUUAUUCCUUCCUGCUACGCUUCUUGGCUGGAUGCCUACGGGUGAUCUGGUGAUCGGCUUGACGAUGGUGCUGAGCACUGUCUUGACUGGUCGGGAGAUUUGGAAAAGAGUGUGA